Peromyscus californicus insignis is the source of this 3815-nucleotide messenger RNA. It is a transcript of the gene Crppa, whose product is annotated as CDP-L-ribitol pyrophosphorylase A. NCBI's taxonomy places the organism in Eukaryota, Metazoa, Chordata, Mammalia, Rodentia, Cricetidae. Bases 1124 to 2467 code for a protein of 447 amino acids. Gene Ontology annotation, molecular function: D-ribitol-5-phosphate cytidylyltransferase activity. The record is from RefSeq and is a predicted model, not a curated record. The transcript has 10 exons. Gene Ontology annotation, cellular component: cytosol. Gene Ontology annotation, biological process: isoprenoid biosynthetic process; protein O-linked glycosylation via mannose.
AAAUGGAUAAAAAUAAUGAGAUUUAAUAUUAUAACUGGGUAAUUUCAAUGCUCAACUUUUUUAUGAAUUUAAUUUAGCUAUUGAUGGGUGAAGAUUGAUAAUAUACAUGUUCAAAUAAUUCCAUAUACUUUGUCAUAUUCAAUCAGCAACUCAUUCAGUAAGUAUUAGGCAUUCCUGGAGCUGGGCAUACAACCCAAACCAAAAGCAAAGCGAGGCCUUGCUCUCAUGAAUUUUACAUUCCAGAUUCCUGAAUACAAUAGUGCUUGACACUCCAUUAUAUUUCAUGAACACUUUCCAAAUAAUGGCAAGAUGCGAAGCAGGCUGGAAUUUCUCAACGCUGGUUUGCACCUCUAAAUAAACAAAGGAUUUAUGGCUGCCUGUGCAGUCUUACACAAGUUACUUAGCAUUUAUAUUUCCCCCGUCAAGGAAUAUGACCACUGGGGUUUUUCUUGUUAACGUGAGAUGUGUUGAUUAUUCAGCAGUUACUGUGAUUGCUGUCGUUCUCUGGUCACAACAAAAACGCACUUGCUCAACAGGAUCACCUUUGCAACUUUGAAAACGUUCUACAGCCUUUGGCUGCACACUAGACCAAUCAAAUCCCAAAUUCUGAGCACGGAACACAGGGUUCAGAGACGCUCUGCUCGGUGGUUCCAACGUGCAGGCAGGUCUAUGGUUCUAGACUUCUCCUACCCCAUUCACCUGACUGCUUGGUAGAAUCAGUGCGCAUCUGCGGAUAACGAAAUUCAUAUAACCGAGGUGCACACAUCGGGGGUUUUUUACUGUAACUUGAAUACAGAUCUUUCCCACUUAUCUAGAAUGGGGACAGUGACUGUGUCGUGCACAGCUGCGUGUGUGUGACCAUAACUUGUGUAAGGACUGCUACCGCAGCCUCAGCUGGGCCUGCCCGGAGGGAGAGAGAGAAGAGCAGGAAGAGCGCUCGCUGCCUGGGGCGCUGGGCCCGGGUGGGGAAGCCGCUCCCGCGGGGAUCAGCCCCUGGGCCCACCUUCCCCUUCUCGGCGCCGCUCCUCGCCCACCCCGACCCGCGAUCGCGGCCCAGGGCUGGUGUUGGCGCCCCCCUCUCGCUUCCCGCCUGCACCGCGGGGGUCAGAGCUCAGCUCGAGUCAUGGAGCUCGGGCCGCACAGCAGGCCCGCUGAGCCGGGGCGUUGCGUGAGCGGCUCGCCCAGCGCGGGCUCAGCGUUCCCGGCGUCCCGGGUGCCUGCCGCCGGGGCCGAGCCCGGCAGUCGGCCCGCAGCGGUGGCCGCCGUGCUGCCGGCCGGGGGCUGCGGGGAGAGGAUGGGCGUCCGCACCCCGAAGCAGUUCUGCCGCGUUCUGGAGAGGCCGCUCAUCAGCUACACCCUGCAGGCCUGGAGAGUAUGCUGGAUAAAGGACAUUGUGGUGGCAGUGACAGGGGAGAACAUGGAAGCAAUGAGGAACAUCAUCCAGAGGUAUGGGCACAAGCGCAUCUCACUAGCUGAGGCUGGAGCCACGCGCCACAGGUCGAUUUUCAAUGGACUGAAAGCCCUGGCAGAGGAUCAGCCAGACUGUAAACUCACUAAGCCAGAAGUGGUGAUUAUCCACGAUGCUGUGAGACCUUUUGUGGAGGAAGAUAUUCUCCUGAGAGUUGUCAUGGCAGCUAAGGAGCAUGGGGCAGCAGGGGCAGUUCGACCUCUGGUGUCCACUGUCAUCAGUCCUGCUGCUGAUGGCUGCUUAGACCAUGCCCUGGACCGGGCCAAACACAGGGCAAGUGAAAUGCCACAGGCUUUUCUCUUUGAUGUGAUCUAUGAGGCAUAUCAGCAGUGUAGUGACUAUGACUUGGAAUUUGGAACAGAGUGCUUGCAGUUGGCCCUAAAAUACUGUCACACGAAAGCGAAACUUGUAGAAGGGCCCCCCGAGCUCUGGAAGGUGACCUACAAACAAGAUCUGUAUGCAGCCGAAUCACUGAUUAAGGAGAAAAUUUCACAAGAGAUUUGUGUGGUUGUGAACACAAAAGAUGAAGAAUCUGUAGGGCAUCUUCUCAAGGAAGUGCUAAAAAAUGAAUUAAAUUGUGCUGCCAUCACACCCACAGCUCUGGAUCACUCAGGUGGAGACGUUCAGAACUUCCUCAUAGACCAGUGCUAUAGCUUCAUCUGUGUGACUGUUCUGUCCUCUGAUUUUCAAGCGCCCCGGAAGUUCCUGACUGCACUUGAGGAGAGCAGCCUUCCUCUCUUGUAUCCUGUAGUUGUUGUUUUGGUGCACUGCCUCGACUUCACCUUCGUCCUGCCCACUCAGAAGAUGGAAAGCCUGAGGUGGAUCAGGGACUUGGCAAAGGAACUGAAAAAAAGGAAUGUUUUAUUAAGUGGACUCCUCAUAAACUACUCACAGGAUGAGCAGAAACUACAAGAGAGUUUACAGCAAGGUGCUUCCAUCAUAGCUGCCCUAGUUAAAGAAAGAAGGCCUGCACUCGCUGGUCAGCUCCUGGUGGCGUAAAGAACACAGACAAGUCAUCGAUGAGCUGCCAAGGACACUUCCCCAGACUCCACCUCGUGCCUGCCUCCCCACCUCACUGUCUGUCCCUCGUGUGUGGGAGAGAAGUUUAGUUGUUUUCUUCAUCUUGCCACUUAUAGGAUGUGAUGCUUAGGUUGUCAAAAUGGGUUAGUGUUCAUGUCCAUGAAAUUAUGUGUGUCAAACAUAAAUGGCUUCAACCAUAAAAGGAUAGAUAAAUGAAAAAUACUGCCCUUAUGUAAGGAACCUGUUCACUCCUUCAGGGAGUCCAGUUUAAAUGAUGAAGUGAACUAUCCCUUCAGGAGAUGAGACUUUAGACAGCUUAGCUAUUAUCUUAAAUCUAUGUUAAUUAACAGAUUGAUGCCAUUAUGAUGGAGACAAUGAAUAUGCUUCAGAAUUAUUUGAAAUUCUAAAAUUGUCUUCUCACUAUGUGAUAUUAUAUCUUUUUGCCUUGUUUUGGAGUUCAUCACAUCUUAUAAAGAAAAGGGAAGCUGGGAAAUUGGCUCAAUGAGAAAGCACUUGCCGAGUGUGGAUGGAGCAAUAUCACAAAAGAAAAAGAAAAGGCUUGGAAAUAUUGGGUAUAAACAAGAAAUGGGUUGUCUCCAGUUUUCUCACCUUUCCCUCGUGUUGCUCUCAGUCUCUGAAGAGCCUGGAAUUCCUGUCCACUCUUCUAUUUUUGGGGGGGCGUGGGUGGGUGGGGGUUCGAGACAGGGCUUCUCUGUGUAGUUUUGAUGACUGUCCUGGAUCUCACUCUGUAGACCAGGCUGGCCUCGAACUCACAGAAAUCUGCCUGGCUCUACUUCCCAAGUGCUGGGAUUAAAGGCGUGUGCCACCACCACCCGGCCCUAUCAUUUUUUAAUUGUAUGUUUUCUUUGGGUUAUGAGAUGUUAUUUGACAUUAUUUUAAAGAGUUUCUGCUUUUUCUAGGUUUGUUUCAGAAAAGUCUGGAGAGCUUCAUGAAGGCUGAGUUGUUUGUGUCAGUUCCUGGCUGUGGUCCUCUGGAAGGCAGGGUAGUCUGUGCUAUAGAGCAGCUUACUCUUGAUGUAGGAACUGUGGCCUUGCAAAAUCAAGAUUUAUUCUUCCAAUUUCUAUUGGCCAUAUAUAUUAAUUCUUAAUAUUUUCCUUUAUGUUGAGUUGAAUAAUUAUAUAUACAUACAGUUAUUAAAAUGCCUUUUAUUCUAUACAUAAAUUCUUUUUAUUGAAAUAUGUUAAAUCACAAUAUGCUGGGACUUAAACUGUAUGAAGAAAUUAUAAAAGCUGCAUGAAAUGUGUUUGUUCAAAAUUUUCAAUAAAAAAUAUCUUUCCGAAAUGUCUCCCAUAACAUGUUAAAUGAA